Lathyrus oleraceus (garden pea) is the source of this 516-nucleotide messenger RNA. RefSeq lists its product as uncharacterized. The record is from RefSeq and is a predicted model, not a curated record. The transcript has a single exon. Lineage: Eukaryota; Viridiplantae; Streptophyta; Magnoliopsida; Fabales; Fabaceae. The coding region runs from base 1 to 516 and encodes 171 amino acids.
AUGGUGUCGAGUACACCACUGACAAAAGAUAUCCUCGACAAGAGUGACAGUCGUGAUGAAGAGCUCGAAGGAGAAUGGCAGGAAACCUGUGGAGUCGAGGAGUCCUGGGGACAUGGAGUUUUCACUGUCAACAGUUCAUCACCAACAGAUUGGAGGAAGCCGAUCGUUGAAUACUUAGAGAAUCCAGACGGAGGUACUGACAGGAAAACCAAAUACAGGGCUUUGAGCUAUGUGUGGUCAGGAAAUAAAUUGCUGAAGAAGACAUCAGAAGAGGUACUACUUAAAUUCCUGGGAGAUACUGAAGCGUAUUUAGCCAUAUAUGAGGUACACAGUGGAGCCUGUGGCGCCCACCAGGCAGGCCAUAAGAUGAAGUCGUUGCUAUUUCAACAAGGGGUUUAUUGGCCCAGUAUGUUGAAAGAUUGCAUAGAGUUUGCCAAGGGAUACCAAGAAUGCCAAAGACACGCAGGUAUUCAACAUAUGCCGGCAAGUGAGUUGCAUGCGAUCAUCAAACCAUGA